UACACCCACAUAUCUGAGAUUAUAAUCAAGUAUCACAGUGUAUAUCACCCUAAAUACAAGCAGAAGCAGAAGCAGAAGCAUCUAGAGGAAAAGUCAAUAUUUCCAGAUUAAAUUAAGAAUUUAUUGAAAGAUAUUUCUGAAUGCUGAAAAAUGUCUUUUACACACACGCGCGCACACACUUAAUGUUGCUUUUGAGAGAAAGGUGCUGCAUUACUCUUGCAUUUGCUAAGUCACUACAUCACUAUACCAGCACUGUAUCACUGUUGGAACUUACACAACACCACAGUUGUCUUGGCAAAAAGAGUGGGUUCACCAGCGCUCAAUUAUUCUUUUUCAGUGCAUCAAUAUGAUACUAGCGGGGUGGCACAAUCCCAGUUCUCACCAUGAAUUUAACUGGCUUCUGCCACACAACACAACCUUGUCUAUGCACAGAAGUAAAGAGUAAGAGGGGCUGGUCACACUUAAAUUUCAGACUGGCUUCAGCUUUGUCCCCAUGCAUCCUUGUCUUACUUGUAGGAUAGGCUAAUGUGAGUCCUGUCAUAGGCCUGGUCUACACUACGCGUUUAUACCGAAUUUAGCAGCAUUAAACCGAUUUUACACUGCACCUGUCCACACAACGAAGCCCUUUAUAUUGAUAUAAAAAGAGCUCUUAAAACCGAUUUCUGUACUCCUCCCCGACGAGGGGAGUAGCGCUGAAAUCAGUAUUGCCAUGUUGGAUUAGGUUUAGUGUGGCCGCAAUUCGAUGGUAUUGGCCUCCGGGAGCUAUCCCACAAUGCACCAUUGUGACCGCUCUGGAAAGCCAUCUGAAUUUGGAUGCACUGGCCAGGUAGACAGGAAAAGCCCAGCGAACUUUUGAAUUUCAUUUCUUGUUCGCCCAGCGUGGAGAGAUCAUCAGCACAGGUGACCACGCAGAGCUCAUCAGGUAACAAUGCAGUCUCCUGAUAAUUGAAAAAGAGCUCCAGCAUGGAGCGCACAGGAGGUACUGGAUCUGAUCGCUAUAUGGGGAGAGGAUUCCAUGCUAACGGAACUCCAUUCCAAAAGAUGAAAUGAAAAAAACAUUUGAAAAAAUUUCCGAGGCCAUGAUGCAGAGAGGCCGCACCAGGGACUCAGUACAGUGCCAUGUGAAAGUUAAGGAGCUCAGACAAGCCUACCAGAAAACCAAAGAAGCAAAUGGAAAGUCUGGGGCAGGGCUGAAAACAUCCCACUUCUGUGCUGAGCUACAUGCAAUUCUAGGGGGGUCUGCCACCACUACCCCACUCCUGUCCAUCGAUUCCAAGGUGGAGGUGGUAAUCGCAGCCAUGGCUGAGGAUUCCGCGGAUGGGGAAGAUGAGGAGGAAGAGGCGGACGAGCUUUUAGAGAGCACACAGCACUCCGUUCUCCCCAACAGCCAGGAGCUUUUUCUCACACUGACGGAAUUACCCUCCCAGCCCUCCCAAGCAACUAUCCCAGACAAUGAAGCCAUGGAAGGGACCUCUGCUGCAAAUUUUUCAAGCAUCCCUACUCCGUCCCGAAGGCUAUCUCAGAUAAGGCGGCGGAAAAAUAAGAUGCGAGAAGAAAUGUUUUCAGAAAUCAUGGAAGUGACCCGCAAUGAAAGAGCUCAUCUGAAUGAGUGGAAGGACGUGGUAGCAAAAUACAGGAAAGAUGCCAGUGACCGUGAGGACAGGAGGGACGAAAGUGAGGACAGGAGGGAUGAAUGUAAGGACAGAAGGGACGCUCGAGAUGAGAGGUGGCGGCAGGAAGAUCAGUGGUGGCAGGAUGCAACUCUGGGGCUGCUGUGUGAUCAAACUGACAUGCUCCGGCGUAUGGUGGAGCUUCAGGAACGGCAGCAGGAUCACAGAGUGCCGCUGCAGCUCCUGUGUUACCACCCUCCCCCUCACCAUGUUGCUUAGCCUCCUCACCCGCCAGACGAAUAAGAACUCGUGGGGGUUGGCUCCG
Messenger RNA from Gopherus flavomarginatus (Mexican gopher tortoise), 1935 nucleotides. RefSeq lists its product as uncharacterized. The record is from RefSeq and is a predicted model, not a curated record. NCBI's taxonomy places the organism in Eukaryota, Metazoa, Chordata, Testudines, Testudinidae. The coding region runs from base 1047 to 1889 and encodes 280 amino acids. The transcript has 2 exons.